CACACACACACACACCAGUUAAUUCCCACUUGAGAGGCGGGACCAAAGAGCCAAGGCUCAACCCCCGCAAGUACAACUACGUGUGUAUAUACAUUAUAUACACACACAUAUAUAUAUAUAAUAUAACCCACUACCAACAGUGAAGACAUAGAGUGAUACGAAAUUAUCGCAAGAGUGUGAAUUCUUGACUCCCCAAAAAGUGUAAUUUCGAGAAGUGAGUGAAAGCGGUGUAGAGGUGAGGCGAUGCCAGGCUGGACUUGUGCUUCAGAGGCGCUGACGUGAUGCCCAGAGGGCCAGCUGAUGCCAGGAUGAGCCCAACAUGUUCCGUCAGAUUUUAUGGAUGUAUCGCUGGGGCGGUUGGUGGCUUGAAGCAGCGUGUUAAGUGAAGAGGAACAUGUGAGAUGAGGAGUAAGCAGUGCACACGGCAGGCGGCCCCGACCAGCCUGCGUCAGCGACCCCUCAAACUACUGCACUAUUAAACCCUUUAACCUUCGCCUGUGGGCGUCUCUCGCCACAAUGCCUAGAGAAUUCCAGCACCCAUUUCACAAGCUGCCGUGGCUGCUAGAGGAGGGCUACGACUCCCUGGAAGACCUGGAAUUUAUCGACGGCGGAGUAUACGUCGAGGGAGAUAGUGAGAAUGUCCUGCCGCUGUGGGCCGGCCACACAGACACUCACAGCUCCCACAGACGACAUUACAGCACUAGUGAUCUGAGAGCUGAGAGUAAAGAGGUGAUAGCCCCUCUUAUUGACCCCAGACGAGCGGUAUUGCUACCAGGCUACGGCCAGGAGGAUCUACCAGUCUGGCAGCGACCCGACCCUCCGGAAUACGUUAAUGGCGCCUCUGGGGCACUCACCGCAGAUAAGGAUAGCAAGGAUAGCUUCGAUAUACCGAAAAUAGUGGAAACGCAGAGCCUGUCGGAGUCGGACGUGACGAGGGAUGAUGCCAAUGGCAUCACGAAGCCCUCAGGUGACAGUCGACACACUCUGGGCGCCGACUACGGCGGAUCUCACGCCCGUAUGUCCCUGGAUUCCCUGCGGCGGUCGUCGACGCUCACCAGGAUUAAUGAGUUCCUUCAGCGUGCGCGCUCCGAGGUCCUGGAGGGGGAGGAUGGUAGGACUCCUCGAGAGCGCUUCAGACAGCUACUUCGGAGCUCCCACGCCGACGAUACGCAGAGGGUCCGGGUCGAGUACUACGUCAAUGAGAACACCUUUAAGGAGAGACUACACCUGUACUUCGUGAAGAACCAGCGCUCAAGUCUACGGAUACGGAUCUUCAACCUUCUGAUCAAGCUGUUGACCUGCAUUCUCUACAUCGUCAGAGUCUUCAUUGAUGAUGACCCAAUUCGCGCUAACUGCUACGAGUGCUCAGAGAACACAGAAGCCGUUAGCUUCUUCCUGGACUAUGGGAACAAGACAGACGAGCAGUUCCAGGAGAAACCCAUCAUUAACUGGCAAGCGGUGCUGUGGGUCAACAGAACCUUACCUCUGUGGGCACUCCAGGUGGCUGUGGCCCUCGUCUCUCUCUCUGAAGCUCUUCUGCUGGCAUACCUCAGUUAUAAGGGAAAUAUAUGGCAGACUCUGAGAUCAUUCCAUUUUCUUCUAGAAUUAAUGAACACUAUACCUUUUAUAUUGACGAUAUGCUGGUCGCCGCUCAGGAACCUAUUCGUGCCUGUCUUCCUCAAUUGCUGGCUAGCCAAACAUGCUCUCGAAAAUAUGUUCAACGACCUACACCGCGCCAUGCAGCGGUCCCAGUCAGCCCUCAGUCAGCAGCUCAUGAUACUCUCAGCCACCUUUAUGUGUCUCGUAUUUACCAGCGUGUGUGGGAUCCAGCACUUCCAGCGGGCCGGCCACCGCCACCUGAACCUGUUCCAGGCGGUGUACUACGUUAUCGUCACCUUCUCCACCGUCGGCUACGGGGACUUCGUGCCGGACAUCUGGCCCUCCCAGCUCUUUAUGGUCAUCAUGAUCUGCGUCGCCCUCAUCGUUCUCCCCACACAGUUCGAGCAGCUGGCCUUCACGUGGAUGGAAAGGAAGAAGCUAGGAGGGACGUACUCUGCGCACCGUGCGCAGAGCGAGCGUCACGUGGUGGUCUGCUCCACCAACCUCCAAGCAGACACCAUCAUGGACUUUCUAAAUGAGUUCUACGCUCAUCCUCACUUACAGGACUACUUCGUGGUGCUCUUAUCGCCGAUGGAACUGGACCCGACUAUGAAGAUGAUUCUGCAGGUGCCGAUGUGGGCCCAGAGGGUGAUCUACAUCCAGGGCUCCUGUCUGAAGGAUGGCGACCUCACCCGUGCUAGGAUGAGCGAGGCUGAGGCCUGCUUCAUCCUGGCGGCCAGACACUACGCAGACAAGACGGCUGCCGAUGAACACACCAUCCUACGGUCGUGGGCGGUGAAGGACUUCGCGCCCAACGUGCCCCAGUACGUGCAGGUCUUCCGGCCGGAGAAUAAGCUGCACGUGAAGUUCGCAGAACACGUGGUGUGUGAGGACGAGUUUAAGUACGCCUUGCUAGCUAACAACUGCAUGAGUCCCGGCAUCUCUACUUUAGUGACGCUGCUGCUACACACGUCCCGAGGCCAGGAGGGCCAGGCAUCACAGGAGGACUGGCACAGGCUCUACGGCAAGUGCUCAGGGAACGAGAUCUAUCACAUCAAACUCUGCGACUCGCGCUUCUUCGGCGAGUACGAGGGCAAGAGCUUCACCUACGCCAGUUUCCACUCUCACAGGAAGUACGGUGUGGCGCUGGUCGGCGUACGGCCCGCGGAGCUGCCAGAAUUCUACGAAGACACCAUACUUCUCAACCCUGGCCCCAGACACAUCAUGAAGAAAACGGACAUGUGUUUCUACAUGAGCAUUACCAAAGAAGAGAACAGUGCCUUCGUCGUGGGGACCAACCCCAGCACCACCACCAGGGACACCGUCGGCGACUCCUCCUCCUCGGCCAAAGACCCUGAGAAGGGUAACUUGGGGAAGAGUGAGAGGGACGAGCCGACGCCAAAGCCAAGAUCAGGCCGACGAUGUGUCCUGGUCAAGCUUCGACGUAACGUCUCUGUCAACGAACUCCAGAAGAAGUUGGAGGAGGAGGUGGACCGCAGAAGGGAGAAAUGGGAGGAGGAGCAGGGAAGACACAUCUCGGGGGAGGAGGCUCUUAUGGCGUCAACCAGGAAGAACCUCGUCCAACAAGAAGGGGAGGGGUCGGUGGAGGUGCGGAAGGUGACCCAUCCGCGCCACAAGCUGGAGAGGGAAGACACCACCAAGUCCAACAGUCCCUCGCUCAGCGGCGGCAACUUCCUCGAUGUGCCGCGCUCAGACACCCUCAUCAGCGUCUCUGACAAGCGUCCAGAGACUCGACGGCCGUCUAUCCUACCGGUGCCGGACAUGUUCACGGGCUCCAGCCUCAACAUCUCUGGCCAGGAGCGAGGUAGUGAGGAGGCCUCAGGUGAGAGUGAUGACGAGGUCGAUGACGUCCCAUGGAGGUCGCCCUCGGAGAUGAUAGCGAUCGUGAAGGGGUUCCCACCCGUGUCCCCCUACAUUGGUGUGAGUCCCACCCUCUGCUACCUGCUGAAGGAGAAGAAACCCCUCUGCUGCCUCCAGCUGGCCCAGAAUAGUAUCCGUCCUGUGUGUGAACACUGCAGCUACCGGAGUGCUAAGGAGUACAACUGGCAGAACCGUGCUGUCAUCCUAGCUGCCGACUACGCCAGCAACGGCAUCUACAACUUCGUAAUUCCACUCAGAGCGCACUUCAGGAAAAAGACUUCACUGAACCCAAUCAUUCUCUUGUUGGAGCGGAGACCUGAUGUGGCCUUCCUCGAUUCUAUCUCCUUCUUCCCGCUCAUAUACUGGAUGCUCGGCUCCAUUGACUGCCUGGAUGACCUUUUGAGAGCGGGCAUCAACUUAGCGGAGAAUGUAGUGGUGGUCAACAAGGAGCUCAACAACUCGGCCGAGGAGGAUACGCUCUCUGACUGCAACACCAUCGUAGCCGUCCAAACUAUGUUCAAGUUCUUCCCCAACAUAAAGAUCAUCACGGAGCUGUCACAGUCAUCCAACAUGCGCUUCAUGCAGUUCCGCGCGCGGGACGCGUAUGCCCUUCACCUGUCUAAGAUGGAAAAGGGUAGCCAGCCUCAGGGCCCUGGGGGUCGCCCUGCAUCUCGUCGUUCACGCUCCCGCUCGUUCCGGCGGCGCCCUCAGCCGCAGCGACCCAUUUACUACUCCGAAGUCAUUAAUCAGCUGGAACGGCGGGAGAAGGAACGAGGCUCGCACAUCUCCUACAUGUUCCGUCUGCCCUUUGCUGCUGGGAGUGUCUUCUCCGCCAGCAUGCUCGACACACUCCUCUACCAGGCUUUCGUCAAGGACUAUCUUAUCACGUUCGUGAGGCUGCUGCUUGGAGUGGACCAGGCGCCUGGUUCCGGCUUCCUUACCUCGAUGAAGAUUGGGAAGCAGGACCUGUGGAUCAGGACGUACGGGCGUCUCUACCAGAAGCUGUGCUCCACCACCUGUGAGAUCCCCAUUGGCAUCUACCGCACUAUCGACACCAGCAACAUGGAGCCCGGCAACAACUUAUGUUCCGUGUUUCCUGCAUUAUGGAAAUCGGCUGAAGCCUUUUCAAAUUUUCCAUUUUCGAGUCUCAACCCGGAGUUCUCGCUCAACAUCUCUGAUGACCCCAAGGAAGGCCACAGUAAUCUUAUCGAGAGAGCAGAGAUCGCCCAGCUCGUCCGCUCUCGUAUGCAGAGUCUAGCUCUGCCCCCCGAGGACUAUGACGACGUGUCCGAGAAGCGCAACUCUCUCUCCUUCGUCAUCAUCAACCCAUCGUGUGACCUCAAGCUCGAGGAAGGCGACAUUGUAUAUCUCAUCCGGCCAAGCCCAUUCUCGGCUCAGAAGACAUUCGAGAGGCACAACUCUCGGCGGAAGUCCAACAUAUCAUUGUGCGACACACGACGCCGUAGCACCACCUUCACCCGCCCACCGCCGCUGACCACAGCACCAAAGUCCAACUCUCUCAGUCUCCCGGACAGCCCUCAGAUCUCUCCUGGGUAUGUCCGCGGCCGCUCCAACUCCCUCCGUGUGGACGACAUCCUCAUGCGGCGUUCCAACUCUCUGCGCUUUGGACUUGAAGGAACUCGUAAGAUCAACAGUUUUGAAGAGUUGGGCAUCAGUCCUCUCACUCCCCUCACCAGGGACCAGCGUACUGGCUCUAUCAAGAUCCCCACCAAUGGCUCUAUUGGCUUAGAAGUGACGCCGCCCGAGGAGUGCGGCUCUGAGGCCUCUGUUCCCUCCAUCCAGCUACAAGGUACCAUCGUCUGACCUCCGCCUUCACCUCGGCCAGCACGUGUAUGGUUCCACCACAUGAGUGGCACCCGCGGGCUGGCUC
Messenger RNA from Procambarus clarkii (red swamp crayfish), 5371 nucleotides. NCBI's taxonomy places the organism in Eukaryota, Metazoa, Arthropoda, Malacostraca, Decapoda, Cambaridae. The record is from RefSeq and is a predicted model, not a curated record.